Molecule: messenger RNA, 2380 nt
Organism: Chironomus riparius
Lineage: Eukaryota; Metazoa; Arthropoda; Insecta; Diptera; Chironomidae
Source: the annotation of a GenBank genome assembly
AUGGCUUUAACAAGUUUCUAUCAAUCUUUGGUUCGAAAGAAACCAAUGGUUGUUGGUGAGAGUCUGUUGGAAAAAUAUUUAGGAAAAUGGGAUUUGACAAUCCUUGGAAUUGGUGCUACUAUGGGAGUAGGUGUCUAUGUUCUAUCUGGUGAAGUGUCGAGAAACUACACAGGACCAGCGAUUGUCCUUUCAUUUGCGAUUGCUGCAUUUGCAAGCUUGUUGGCUGGACUCUGUUAUGCAGAAUUUGGUGCUCGAGUACCAAAAGCUGGCUCAGCUUACAUCUACUGUUUUGUGACAAUUGGAGAAUUUAUGGCUUUCAUCAUCGGAUGGAAUUUAAUUCUUGAAUAUGCAAUCGGAAGUGCUAGUGUAGCCAAAGGGAUCUCAAAUUAUGUCGAUGCCAUAACUGGAAAUGCAAUUAGUAAAUUUAUGACUGAGUUGCUGCCUAUUCAUGUCUCAUUUUUGGGCGCAUAUGCAGAUUUUAUGGCAUUUGGAAUUAUUUUUGUGAUCACACUCGGACUAGCCUUUGGUGCUCGAGAAUCAUCUCGCGUGAGUAACGUUUUCACUAUUGUCAAUGUAUCACUCGUGGUUUUCGUCACUGUCUGCGGCUGUAUAAAUGCAAAUUUUGAGUAUUGGCAGAUUCCAGCUGAAUCUGUGCCAUCGGGAUAUGGGAAAGGUGGAUUCUUGCCAUAUGGAAUUGUUGGUGUUAUUAAAGGUGCUGGAAUGUGCUUUUUUGCAUUUGUUGGAUUCGAUGUGAUUGCCACGGCUGGUGAAGAAGCAAAAGAUCCAAAAAGAUCAAUUCCAUUUGCAAUUUGUGUUUCGCUCGUCGUCAUUUUUAUCUCAUAUUUUGGAAUUUCCGCUGCACUGACAUUGAUGGUGCCAUAUUUCGAUCAAGAUACAACUGCUCCACUACCAACAGCAUUUCAUCAAAUCGGAUGGAUUAUCCCACAAUAUAUUGUCACAUUUGGUGCCAUUUUUGGAAUGUUUUCAAGCUUAUAUGGAGCAAUGUUCCCACUUCCUAGAAUCAUUUAUGCUCUUGCUGAAGAUGGGCUGAUUUUUGAGAUAUUUUCGAGGAUCCAUCCUAAAUUUAGGACACCAUUUUAUGGAACAUUGAUUGCUGGAUUGCUGACAGGAACGCUAUCGAUGCUUUUCAAUUUAAAUCAACUUGUUAGUAUGCUGAGUAUUGGAACGAUUAUGGCAUACUCAAUUGUUGGUGCUUGCGUCAUGAUCCUCCGAUAUGAAGUUUCUGAUUGUGAAGAAGACGAACUUGCUUUAAGUGGAAGUGAAGAUACAAUAAUUGAAAAAGUGUCUAUGCUUUUUAAUUGUUCAAAUCUCACAGAACCAACAAAAUUUACAUCCAAUUUGGUCACAUUUCUAGUGACACUUUAUGCAAUACUAAGCACAUGGAUGUCCAUGGUGAUUUCUCAAAUCGGUGAUAAGGUGCUAGAAGGUGAUAUCCUUACAACUAUUCUCCUAAUUACGCCAAUAUUAGGAAUGAUUAUAGUGAUGACAAUGAUAAGUCGACAGCCAAAAUCAUCAAAAGAAUUAUCAUUCAAAGCUCCAUUCAAUCCAUGGUUUCCAGCACUCUCAAUAAUGAUCAACAUUCAUCUCAUCACAGAACUUGAUAAAGCUACAUGGAUCAGAUUUGCAAUUUGGGUUGGAAUUGGAUUAAUUAUUUAUUUUGGAUACAGUCGUCGACAUCGAAAGAUUCAAACUCAAUCUCAAGAAAAUCUAAAUGAAUAAUCUUCCGUAUUUCAAUAAUAUAAAUCUACAAACCACCGCGAAAUUCAAUUCUCAUUUUAAACAUUUCAAUUAAUUAAUUUUUUCUCCCUGAUUCCUUUCCCCUGUUCUAACCUGACGCACCUCAUUUUCGGUAUUGAUAAAUUAAUCAAGAAAAAUCGGCUUCGCAUAACAAAAUGCUACAAAACAGCACCAUUUCUCGUGUGCUUAAUAUCGUUCGGGGCUACUCCAAUAUAAAUAACAAUUGUAUAUCCAUAACAAGCCAUAACACGAUGUUAAACAGUAAUGGGAACAACAUAAAAGACAAGAAAACGAGAGGAAUGAAAAAAGAGAGCUGAAAGAAUGAAUGAGGCAAGGAAUCGCGAACGAUUUACAUACGAAAAAGUGCCCAAGAACAAGCACAAAAAAAAAUGUUUGCGCGAAAAGAAGUCAGCAACAACAAUGUGCAACGUAAAAAGUCAUUAAUUAAUUUUGAUAAUCAUCGGUGUGUGUUUUUUGACUCUUUUUCUUCAUGGUGAGAUAUUUAUUUGCUGGUUAAAUGGUUUAUAUCCAUGACUGUGACUUUUGGAGGAAUUUUGUCAGAUUUUCUAGCGCGUUUUAUGGGAAAAUUUUUGUGAAUUUUUUGGAGCUGUUCAGUGGCGUA